GGCGUAUCUACGGGGCAGGCAAAAACUGGCCCCAAGUGAUAGUAUUCUUGCUGGGUGUGGCGGCCUGGCUCGACCUCCCCGGUCAGUCACUGAGCAGACUGAGGCGCGGCAGCAUGAAGCGGUCUGGAGCCAUGAGAGGUACAGCGCUAGCGGUGCUGCUGCUGCUGCUGGAUGCUACGCUUGUUGAGAGUGGAGGAACGCAUGGCAAAGGAGGCCAUGCGCCGUUGCUUGGAGAUGUGAAGGUGUUCGGGUGCCGUCCUGAGGUGCACUACGUGACACACUAUCGCACCAAGUUUCAAGAUGUACCAGUCUACAAAACCAUCACCGCUCAUGACUUGGAGGUGAAGCCCCACAACGAAGUGAUCUACAGCACAGUCGUCAAUGUCCACACUAGAUCACUAACUACAACAGUUUACGAGACUUCCACUGAAUAUCUGACCAGAGUGUCACGACGCGAGCUAACAGAGACGGUGACGCGCUUCCUAUCGGUGCCCUCCUACGUCACCAGCACUAAGGUCGUGGAGCAAACGCGAGCUGUGGAUGUCACUACGCAAGUCUUCAAUACGGAGCAGGUCCCUUAUCCUGUCACCCUCACCGAGCUGGCCACACUUCAAGCCACUGUUACCGUGCCUGUGACUUUGGUAGAGAAGACUCCAGUACCUGUCACGAGAGAACAUCUAAUCGUCGACACCUCCACUGAAUACCAGACAGUGAUACACACCAAGCCCGCUUACGGCUACGGAAAUGAUGUCAUCGUGGUAACUGAGAAUGUCGUCAAUUUCCAUCCUUCUUACGUUACGCAGACCCAUUACGAGACCAGCUACGUCACCCACACCAGCAUCCAGCGCGUGCCUACUUACGUGACACACACAGUGCACGCCCCCUGCCACUCUUCCUACUAUUAGCAGAGGCGACGCGUUGGCCACCCUAUCUCCCGCUUAGGCGUCGCUUCACCCUUGUCCUAUUUCUCUGUGUGAACGUUCAUGUCAGUUUGUGUAUUCUGUUUCAUGUUUCUGAACACAUAUCUCAGGUACUGUUAUUAUCAUUAUUAUAUUUUUUUUUAAUUGAAUUUGAUAUUGCGUAUAUUUUUUCAUCCACGUGUAGUUAGAAAUAAUAUUGUUUUUAAAUCAUACUCAUUUGAUUUUCUGUCAUCCCUUUUUCCCCAUACAAUACUUCUUCAUAAAAACGUUGAGCAGUCUUGGGUUAUAUAAGGAGACUUUUUUCUUUUUCCUUUUCUUUCCUUCAUUUUAGAUACUAAUCAGCUGUUCAGUAUCAUCAAAUGCUGCAACUCUGUCUUAUUCAUUUCUUUGGCCACAUGUCACACAUCAAAGAAGAUCACACUUCCAUGGAUGUUGUUGAUUAAUGACAUAUCGUAUUAAGAUUCUAAAUAAAUAUUUGUGCUGUUUA
This is a messenger RNA of Portunus trituberculatus (swimming crab), 1407 nucleotides long. RefSeq lists its product as uncharacterized. The transcript has 4 exons. The coding region runs from base 114 to 905 and encodes 263 amino acids. Lineage: Eukaryota; Metazoa; Arthropoda; Malacostraca; Decapoda; Portunidae. The record is from RefSeq and is a predicted model, not a curated record.